CGCCGCUGCCGCUGCUGUUGCCGCUGCUCCAGACGCUGCGGGCUGGCGCGCGGGGCUGCAGCUGCGGGUCCCGGCUUGGGGCUGGCGGCCACUAGGACGCCGGCGCCGGGGGACACAGCAGCAUGAAGCAGAGGUUAAGGUGACAGUGUCAGCUGGAUCAGCAGCCAUCCCACUGCCCCCUCUGUGGGGGUGUGCCAAGAGUCGGGGAGCAUGGAGGAGAGGAAGCAAGAGACAACAAACCAAGCUCAUAUCCUCUUCGACAGAUUUGUCCAGGCCACUACUUGCAAGGGAACCCUCAGGGCCUUCCAAGAGCUCUGUGACCACCUGGAAUUGAAGCCUAAGGACUACCGCUCCUUCUACCACAAGCUCAAGUCUAAGCUCAACUACUGGAAGGCCAAAGCCCUCUGGGCCAAAUUGGACAAACGAGGCAGUCACAAAGACUACAAGAAGGGAAAAGCAUGCAUUAACACCAAGUGUCUCAUCAUUGGAGCUGGCCCCUGUGGUCUCCGCACAGCCAUCGACUUGUCCUUAUUGGGAGCCAAGGUGGUUGUUAUUGAGAAGCGAGACGCCUUCUCCCGCAACAAUGUCUUGCAUCUCUGGCCCUUCACCAUACAUGAUCUGCGAGGCCUUGGUGCCAAGAAGUUCUAUGGAAAGUUCUGUGCUGGAGCCAUCGACCAUAUCAGUAUCCGUCAGCUCCAACUAAUCCUCUUGAAAGUAGCCUUGAUCUUGGGCAUCGAAAUCCACGUCAAUGUGGAAUUCCAAGGACUCGUGCAACCUCCUGAGGACCAAGAGAACGAACGGAUAGGUUGGCGGGCCCUGGUGCACCCCAAAACUCAUCCUGUAUCAGAGUAUGAAUUUGAAGUAAUCAUCGGUGGGGAUGGUCGUAGGAACACUUUGGAAGGAUUUCGUCGGAAAGAAUUUCGUGGCAAGCUAGCCAUUGCGAUCACUGCAAAUUUUAUCAACCGCAACACAACUGCAGAGGCCAAAGUGGAAGAGAUCAGCGGUGUGGCUUUUAUAUUCAACCAAAAGUUUUUCCAGGAACUGAGAGAAGCCACAGGCAUUGAUUUGGAGAACAUCGUCUACUACAAAGAUGACACACACUACUUUGUGAUGACGGCCAAAAAGCAGAGUUUACUGGACAAAGGAGUGAUACUCCAUGACUACGCCGACACAGAGCUGUUGCUCUCCCGGGAGAACGUGGACCAGGAGGCCCUGCUCAACUACGCCCGGGAAGCUGCAGACUUCUCCACCCAGCAGCAGCUGCCUUCUCUGGAUUUUGCCAUCAAUCACUAUGGGCAGCCUGACGUGGCCAUGUUUGACUUCACUUGUAUGUACGCCUCUGAAAAUGCUGCCUUGGUACGUGAACAGAACGGACACCAGCUACUAGUAGCUCUGGUUGGGGACAGCCUCCUGGAGCCUUUCUGGCCAAUGGGAACAGGAAUUGCCCGAGGCUUUCUAGCUGCUAUGGACUCUGCCUGGAUGGUACGAAGCUGGUCACUGGGCACCAGCCCCUUGGAGGUCCUGGCAGAGAGGGAGAGCAUUUACAGGUUGCUGCCUCAAACCACCCCUGAGAAUGUGAGCAAAAACUUCAGCCAAUAUAGUAUCGACCCUGUUACUAGGUAUCCCAAUAUUAACAUCAACUUCCUCCGGCCAAGCCAGGUGCGCCAUUUGUAUGAUAGCGGAGAAACAAAAGACAUUCAUCUGGAAAUGGAGAACCUAGUGAAUUUCCGAACCACCCCCAAGUUGACCCGCAAUGAGUCUGUAGCUCGUUCAAGCAAACUCCUGGGGUGGUGCCAAAGGCAGACAGAUGGCUAUGCAGGAGUGAAUGUCACAGAUCUCACCAUGUCAUGGAAAAGUGGCCUGGCCCUGUGUGCAAUCAUCCACCGAUACCGCCCCGAUCUCAUAGACUUUGACUCUUUGGAUGAGCAAAAUGUGGAGAAGAAUAACCAGCUGGCCUUUGACAUAGCCGAGAAGGAACUGGGCAUCUCUCCCAUCAUGACAGGCAAGGAGAUGGCAUCGGUAGGGGAGCCUGACAAGCUGUCCAUGGUGAUGUACCUCACACAGUUCUACGAGAUGUUCAAAGACUCGCUCUCCUCCAGUGACACCUUGGACCUGAAUGCAGAGGAGAAAGCAGUCCUGAUAGCCAGCACCAAAUCCCCCAUCUCCUUCCUGAGCAAACUGGGACAGACCAUCUCUCGGAAGCGUUCUCCCAAGGAUAAGAAGGAAAAGGAUUUGGAUGGGGCUGGAAAGAGGCGCAAAACCAGUCAGUCAGAAGAGGAGGAUGCUCCCCGGAGCUACAGAGAAAGACCCACCCUGGUGAGCACUCUGACGGACAGGCGGAUGGAUGCCGCCAUUGGGAACCAGAACAAAGUAAAGUACAUGGCGACCCAGCUACUGGCCAAAUUUGAAGAGAAUGCCCCUGCACAGUCUACUGGUGUAAGGAGACAGCCUACACAAGAGCGUGGGGUCAGCCAGCCGUCCUGCUGCCUGCCUGAGCAGGGUCGCCCUGCUCCCACCCCCCAGUGGAAACAGCGACAGGAAAAGGAGCGUUGUCGGACCUGCCCCAAAAAAGUGAUCACUCUUUCUCCUCCCCCUACUCCACCUCCCUGCCGGGCGUGCAGUGGCCAGCAGACGUACAGGGAUCUUCAUGCUGACAGCCGUGGCAAGCAGAAUCCCCGCCAUGAGAGGCCAGAGCCUGAACCUUCACGUCGAUUUUUUGUUGACCAGUGGGAGCUCUCCCUUAGUCUCCGCUCCUCCACCCGCCCUGCUUCUCCCUCCUCUGACUCCCUCCGACAGAAGUAUAUAAAGAUGUACACGGGCGGAGUGAGCUCAUUGGCUGAGCAGAUAGCCAAUCAGCUUCAAAGGAAAGAGCAACCCAAAACCCUUCUAGACAAGAAGGAACUGGGCUCCAUAAAGAAAGAGUUCCCACAGAACUUGGGGGGCAGCGACACAUGCUAUUUCUGCCAGAAGCGGGUCUACGUGAUGGAGCGGCUGAGUGCGGAGGGCAAGUUCUUCCAUCGGAGCUGUUUCAAGUGCGAAUACUGCGCCACCACCCUGCGCCUCUCGGCCUACGCCUACGACAUCGAGGACGGUAAAUUCUACUGUAAGCCGCACUAUUGUUACCGACUGUCUGGCUACGCGCAAAGGAAGAGGCCGGCAGUGGCUCCUCUGUCUGGAAAGGAGGCCAAAGGACCCCUGCAGGAUGGCCCCACUGUGGACACAAAUGGACUGGCCAGUGCUGCCGCCAGCUCAGCAGAGAGAACUCCAGGUUCCAGCAUGAAUGGUCUAGAGGAACCCAGCAUCGCCAAGAGGCUGAGGGGCACCCCAGAGAGGAUCGAGCUGGAGAACUACCGUCGCUCUGUGAGGCUGGUUGAGGAGCUGGAGGAGGUGCCCGAGGAGACACAGGCAGAGCACAACCUGAGCAGCGUGUUAGACAAGGGCACCGAAGAGGAUGUGGCCAGCAGCAGUUCCGAGUCAGAGAUGGAGGAGGAGGAAGACGAGGAAGAUGAUGAUCAACAACCCACCUCUGACCUGGGCGGUGUUCCCUGGAAGGAGGCGGUGAGGAUCCACGCUCUUCUGAAGGGAAGAAGCGAAGAGCAGCUAGAAGCCUCCAAGAGCUUCGAGCCAGAAGAGGAGGAAGAAGAGGAGGAGUAUGAAGAAGAGGAGGAAGAAGAAUACGAUGAAGAAGAAGAAGAGUCCAGUGAAGAAGGGGAGUAUUGCCCUUGGGACAGAGAACUCCUCCAAGGCCAGUGGCUCCAGCAUCUCUCAAAGGAAGAAGAAAUGGGUACAUGUGAAGCUGGGAACAACAGGCUGCAGCAGAUCAUAAAUGCAGCGGAUCCUUUGGCAAUCCAGGCUGAUGUGCACUGGACACACAUCCGUGAAAGAGAGGCGGAGGAGGAGAGGAUGGUCCCAACCUCCGAGUCCUCCACUUCUAGAGCCCCUCUGGAUGAAAAUUAUCUGGAAGAGGAUGUGGACUCAGAGCCAGCAGAGACCGAAGGGGAAGCUGCAGAGGACGGAGACCCUGGGGACACUGGUGCUGAGCUAGAUGAUCAGCACUGGUCUGAUGACAUCCCUUCCGAUGCUGAAGCAGACCUUCGCUUACAGCACCAGGCCAAGGUGGAAGCAGAGCUGGAGCCGAGAGUGUCAGAAAAAGAGGAAGAGAAACCACCUAGCAUGCCAAAGCUACAGGAGAAAGGUCCUUCCCAAGUCUCCAGCCCUAUCCAGUCCCCUCAGAAACAAGCUAUUCUCUUCUCCCCAGCCCAGAGCCCUGUGGCAGAGGGGACCCGGGUCCCACUUGCCCCUGUUGCCACCAAGGUGAAAUCCCCCAAGGAGCACCAUUUCCCUGAACCUCUGCUUCCCAGAGAGAAACCCAAAGCUGAAGACCCCACAGAUCAGAAAGCUAUGCAAUCUCCAAUCCGAUCCCAGCCGGUCACCGUACCAGAAGCCAGGACGCCUACCUCACCAACCCACCUUCAGUCUCCGUUGGCCCCCUCCACACCUCCCUCCACCCAACUUCCCAUUUGUUCCCAACCUCAGCCUUCCUCAGAGGCUACUAUCCCAUCACCCACCGAGUCCCCCAUACGCUUCCAGCCAGUUCCAGCCAAAGCAUCCACUCCCCUAACCCCACUCCCUGUGAAGAGCCAGGCUGACCCCAAGGACAAACGAGGUGGCCCUCUGGCCAUGGAGGAGGCCCUGAAGCGCAGUGACCUGGUGGAGGAGUUCUGGAUGAAGAGCGCAGAGAUCCGCCGUAGCCUGGGCCUCACACCUGUGGAUCGGAACAAGGGAUCAGAGCCCAGCUUCCCCUCACCUGCCUUCAAGCCAGUUUCCCUGAAGUCCUAUUCAGCUGACAAGUCCCCUCAGGAUGAGGGUCUCUGUCUUCUGAAACCUCCACCUGUUCCUAAAAGACUGGGCCUGGCCAAAUCAGCCAGUGACCAGCCCCCACUGCUGACUCCAAAGUCACCCUCUGACAGGGAACUCAGGAGCAACCAGGAGGAGCGCAGGGACUUGUCCAGCAGCUCGGGCCUGGGCCUCCAUGGCAGCUCCUCCAACAUGAAGACCUUGGGCAGCCAGAGCUUCAACACCUCAGAUUCCACCAUGCUCACCCCACCUUCCAGCCCACCACCACCCCCACCACCCAAUGAGGAGCCCGCAACCCUGAGAAGGAAACACCAUCAGGAGACAUUGGAGCGCAGGGAAGCCUCAGUUAUCCCACCUCCCCCACCUGCCACAUUCAUACGGCCCCCACGGGAGCCAGCUCAGCCCCCCAGGGAGGAAGUACGGAAGUCAUUUGUGGAGAGUGUGGAUGAGAUCCCCUUUGCUGAUGAUGUGGAGGACACAUACGAUGAUAAGACUGAGGACUCAAGUCUGCAAGAAAAAUUCUUCACACCCCCCUCCUGUUGGUCCCGUUCAGAGAAGUCCCUGGCCAAGGAGAAUGGGCAGCUGCCCCCCCUCAAGCGUGACGUGCAGCCACAGAAAAGGAUACUGCCUCUGGUCUCUGCAGAAGCCAAGGAGCUGGCUGAGGAGCGCAUGCGAGCCCGGGAGAAGUCUGUGAAGAGUCAGGCUCUGCGAGAUGCCAUGGCCAAGCAACUGAGCAGGAUGCAGGGCAUGGAGAUGGCAGCCACGGCCUCCAGGUCCCGCACAGGCCCUUCAGUACCUUCCCAGGGCAAGGAACUAGGGCUGGAGUUUCCCAAACGCCCAGGCCUCAGAGGCUCCCAGGAGCCCAACCUGAAGCCUGAAGCCACCAGCGAGGAGGUUGUCUCCCCUCCAUCAGACUCAGGAGGCCCUGAUGGCUCUGUGACAUCAUCUGAGGGCUCCAGUGGGAAGAGCAAAAAGAGGUCAUCCCUCUUCUCCCCCCGUAGAAACAAGAAAGAGAAGAAAUCCAAAGGGGAGGGCAAGCCCCCAGAGAAACCUAGCCUGGGUCUCCCAGAGGAAGUGGCUUCCAAGCCCAAGUCCCUGUGGAAGUCGGUCUUCUCUGGGUACAAGAAGGACAAGAAAAAGAAAAGUGAUGAGAAGUCCUGUUCUAGCACCCCAUCCAGUGGUGCCACAGUGGACUCUGGCCAGCACAGGGCAUCUCCGAUUAUGAGAGCAGAAUUACAGCUCCGGCGCCAGCUGAGUUUCUCAGAAGACUCGGACCUGUCGAGUGACGACAUCCUUGAGAGAUCCUCCCAGAAGUCCAAGCGAGAGUCGAUUUAUAUACCACACGCCUUGGCAUUCAAGAGAGCCUGUUCAUCAAAGCCCAGAACCUACACAGAAGAGGAGCUGAAUGCCAAGCUAACACGGCGUGUGCAGAAGGCAGCACGGAGACAGGCCAAGCAGGAGGAGCUGAAGCGGUUGCACCGAGCCCAGAUUAUCCAGCGUCAACUGGAACAGGUGGAGGAGAAACAGAGGCAGCUGGAGGAGAGGGGUGUCGCAGUGGAGAAGGCUCUGCGAGGAGAAGCAGACUAUUGGGGAGAGUCUUAUUACAGUGACCUCAUCGACUUGCACCUGGGUGGCAUGGGCAAAAAGGAUGACCCCAAACUGAUGCAGGAGUGGUUCAAGCUGGUACAGGAGAAAAACGCCAUGGUGCGCUACGAGUCGGAGCUAAUGAUUUUUGCCCGGGAGCUGGAGCUGGAAGAUCGGCAGAGCCGGCUGCAGCAGGAGCUUCGAGAACGCAUGGCUGUGGAAGAUAACCUGAAGACUGAGGAGGAGCUGUCAGAGGAGAAAAAGAUACUAAACGAGAUGCUGGAUGUGGUGGAGCAGAGAGAUUCCCUGGUGGCUCUGCUGGAAGAGCAACGACUCCGGGAGAAAGAGGAGGACAAGGACCUGGAGGCUGCCAUGCUGUGCAAGGGCUUCAGCCUGGACUGGUCCUGAGCCUGGCUACCCUUGCAAUUGGUAGAUUUGCACCCACCUGACCGGGCUGCGUUCUCCCAAAUCACUGGAUCCAGGAUGCAAAGACGCCUGGAGUCCCUGGGAGGUUGCACACUGACGCAUGUGCUGUGGGGAAACACCAGGUGAGGGUGAUGGUCUGAGGUGACUCCACCUCCUGGGAGAGACCACCUGAACUUCCCACUCGGGAGGGAGGAGAUGGGUGUGUUUGAUGUGUGCCCUGGGGAAAACCCCUGCAGGUCCCUGAGAGCUUGCUGCCUGGCACCCCUUCCUUCCUUCCUUCCACUGGUAAGAGAGGGAAGUGGCUUCUUCUCUUGAGAGCCACCACCACCACAGAGCACCUGCAGAGCAGAAAAGCCAUCGUUUUCAUGCUCCCUGAAGCACCGCCAAAGAAAGAGGCAUCUGCAGAAGUGGGCUGCGGAUAGAGACCCAGGAGGAGGCCAUACCCGUAAUGGUGGUGGAUGCCCACCCUAGCAUCCAGGGAAGCUAAGCAGUAGGCAGGCUCUGAAUCAUUAUGCAAGUUAGGAGGACACAGGAGGGUUCUGUCCCCUGCCCUACAACACACUGGAUUCCCCAGUGGCCAAAUGCCUCAGGCCACUCACUGGUGGUGGCCUGGGGUCCAUGGAUUGCUGCAUUUUGCUUUUAGUUCACAACCAUGUUGACACUGGAAAGUAAUGACUUUGGGAGGGCUCAGGGAGGCCCUACAUGUCAAGCUCCCCUGUUGACAGACAGACGUCAUCCCUGGUCAGCAGCCACAUCAGUACAGGAGACAGACGUCAUCCCUGGUCAGCAGCCACAUCAGUACAGGAGACAGACGUCAUCCCUGGUCAGCAGCCACAUCAGUACAGGAGAUGACCCCCUUGGCGGUUUCCUGUGUUUGCACAUUGAAAUGAAACUGACAACCUGGCCAGACACUCAGCCACUUCGGACCCUUUUUGUCGAUUAACUUAUUUUUUUAAUACUUGAAAAUAAGCAACUUCGUUUUUAUAUCUUUACUAGAGACACUGAUCACCUGUCACCUGCAUGGAGGAGUGACUGAGAGGUCUUUGUAUAUCCCACGCAGCCUGAUGCAAAAUUGACCUGAUACUUGUUACAUGCAUCUAUUUAUUAGCCUUCUUCAUAGUAUUACUGACUUAGGUCGGCACCAGGGAGCCCCUCAAGGCCCUGUGGGCCCUUCUCGAAGCUUUUCUGUCCCUCCUCCACCUAGCACCCUGUUCCUGCUGAUCACUGGACUUAGAGCAGAACUGUCUCUUGGUAGAAUGCAUAUCAGCAUCGUAGGAGGCCAGGAGGCAGACAGGCCGCUCUGGUCUCUCCCUGUUGGGAUCUUGACUCUGUAGAACUCCUCAGUUUUGCUGCCAAGGUUUUACCUCCUCAAAUAGGUUGAGGAUAGGCCCUCUUCAGGGGACUGGGACCAGUUGGGAUGUGACUUUGUCAUCAAGCUGGCAGGUGAGAGUGCCUCUGUCCAGCCAGACAGGAAUGCAUAUGCUGGUCUCUUCCCCAACACACCGGCAACUCCAGUCUUCGCUGCCUGUACUACAAGUUCCUUGCUCAGCAAGGGACACUUAGCACCAUGUAACCAGCUCCAUAGCCAAGCUGUUCAUUUCUCAUGGUUCAGCCAGAAGCCCAGCAGUGGGGGCCAGUGUGCUUCUCUAUCAAAAGAAGCAGCAGAGGGACCAGUCCAUCAGUGCCAGACCAAUCCAGAAGGGGCAUGCCAGCCAGGCCUGGUGGAAGGGGCCCGUGCAGAGAAUAAGCCGUCUCUGGCAGCUUUUCAAGGCUCCUGAAAGCAGCACAGCCAAGGACCCACACUGACUCUGGACUUCCCAUGGGAACCACACUGUGCCUCAACUUGACUUGAACAUUCACCCUAACUCCAGAGGAGCAAACAGCCUGUCUUGGGUCUUCACUCCGUGCAAAAGCUGCCAUCUCUCCUAUGGAAAUCCAGGUGUGCUGCUAGCAACCACUACAGCGCUAAUGUCCUCACUUCUUUGUUUCUGACGUGGCAAUAUCGCUACUUUUAGCCUUUGUCUGAAGGAGAGAGAGGAGGGUGAAGGUGUUCUGGAUUCCAUUUUCAGCCACAGUCUGCCAAUCAGACUGGACUUGGGACAGGAUGUUGAUUGCCCGAGUGGCCUUCUCCCCACCCCUGUCCUCUGAAGUGCCACCGGCAAUCCUGUGCAGCUCAGCCCUGUCACCCCUGCUAACUCAGAACAAGGAAACUCUUUCCAGAGUGACUCAUGAAGGAUGCAGGGGCAGUGCUGUGCUUCAAGUGGCCUCACAGAGCAGAAACACCAGAUGUUCCCUUCCGCCUCUGUCUUGGUCAGCCGUGACAUUGCUGCAUCUUUCCAAAGCACACGAUGCUUCCUGCAGUCACUAGAGAGGUGGCAGAAGACUUUGCAGAAGGACCUCAGAAAUCCACCAGCCUGGGAGACAACCCCCAGCUCUCCACCUGUGACAGUGUGAGGACUUCAGGUUCUCAUAGAGCACUUUUUUAACGCUCCCAAUUUGUAACCACUAGUUUGCUGUUGAUUUUAGUAAUCUGGGGACUUGCUACAUGAAAUGUUUUCCACUUCUGGAAAUGCAUGCAGCUCUAGUCAAAUGCUCUUCCCCCAAAUUAUGUCUUCACUUGAAGGCAGGGAAGAAGGAUAUAUUUACACUUUAUAUACAUAUAAGAUGCUAGAGUUCAUUUAAGUAAGCCCAAAUACAUGGGGAUCCUCUAUAUCCCUUGAGGGCAAGCAGAAGACAGCCUCCUGCUCCCAAUUAGGUAUGAGUCUGGCCAGGAGGUCCAUGUGGGAUUCUAAGUCUUCUCACUUGGCAUCUUUGGGUCUUUGCCCCAAACAGCCAUCCUCAAGCUGAUUUUGACCAGCAACCAUAGACUUCAAAAGAUAAGACAGUUUUCACUGGGACAGGAGAGAAAAAGAGUUGGGGGUGGGGAACAAAUGUCAGGGACUGGGAAUAUAGCUCAAUUUUAGAAUGUGUGCUUAGCAUGCAUGAGGCCCUAGGUUCAAUCCCCAGCACCACACACACACACACACACACACACACACACACACACAUACACACAAGAUUUUUUUGAAAGGUGGUAACAUUGACCUACAAAGGAGAAUGGUCUGUUUUAUGCGCAAUAAAAGUUUUUAAAAGAAAAA
This is a messenger RNA of Nannospalax galili (Upper Galilee mountains blind mole rat), 10004 nucleotides long. RefSeq names its product microtubule associated monooxygenase, calponin and LIM domain containing 3 (gene Mical3). Gene Ontology annotation, molecular function: FAD binding; protein binding. The transcript has 40 exons. The record is from RefSeq and is a predicted model, not a curated record. Lineage: Eukaryota; Metazoa; Chordata; Mammalia; Rodentia; Spalacidae. Bases 211 to 6849 code for a protein of 2212 amino acids.